AUGGCAGCACUGGGUAUUAGUAGAACUACAUCUGCUCAGAGCUUGACUUGCUUUUCCUUUACAGCUUUCUUUCUCAACUUCUUACUAUUAGGUGAUUCAUCUCUUGGUCUAGCACUGUCAACAAAAUUUGAUUUUUCAGUCUCUUCAUCACAGGCAUCAUCUUCAGAGCUGCUGGAUGCUCCUGAAUUCAACAGAAUCUCAGGAACCUUUUGUGGUUCAGACAGAUCAUCUUUCAUUCCAACAAUGGUCUUGUACACAAGAGACGCAUCACCUUUUUUAGCAUUCAUAAUAUCACGUUCAGCAUCCACAACUUCUCUCAAAGUUUUUGAUAACGUUUAA
This is a messenger RNA of Gryllus bimaculatus (two-spotted cricket), 339 nucleotides long. NCBI's taxonomy places the organism in Eukaryota, Metazoa, Arthropoda, Insecta, Orthoptera, Gryllidae. The record is from the annotation of a GenBank genome assembly.